UGUUGGGAGUUGUCUGCCAAUCAGCGCGAAGGAGGGGGAGGGAAGAAAGCGGGUGGGUAGCAACAGUUGCCCCGGUGAGGACGAAGCGCCAUAGCCACGGUAGCCCUGGCGACAAGAACCCAGCAACGAGAAUCAACAACAACAGCCUGAAUCCUUGAAAAAAAUUAAAACAAAAAUACCGGUGGGAAAUUCACUCGGAAUCAGAGUGUCUGAGUCCCAGUUCUCGUGAUGGCCACGACAGGCUACGUGGAGGAGUUGCAGCCCGUGACGACCCAGCCCCAAGGGGCAGCAGGUGGGAGUGUGACGGUGGCCGGACAGUCCUCCACCUCAGCCUCCGCUGCCCCACACACGGUGGUAGCUCCUACGCAGCAGUUCCUGGCCGAGCUUCAGACCACGGUGGUGGAUCCUCCCACCGCUGCAGCCGCAGCAGGACAAACCACACCUCCUGCACAAGCCACUCCCACAGCGGCACAGAAGACAGCAGUUGUCCAGGUGGCACCCACACAGGGUCCUCCCCCCCAGACCCAGUAUGUGACGGCUGAGAUCCAGGGUUCCUCGUCACAGGCCAACAACGCCCAGAACAUCCCCCAGUACAUCGUAGUCACCGUCACAGAGGGCUCUCUCCAUUCAAGUGACUCUGUGUCUGACUCCAGCUCUCCUGCAGCUGUGGUACAGCAGACUGGGGUUCCCACACAGGUGGUGCAGCAGGUGCAAGCAGCACAGCAGAGGUCAGUGGUGCAGGCAACUUCCCAGACCACAGCCAAGACUGAACAGGGCACCACCCAGCUGAGUGUCACCAACCUGCAGCCUGUCCACCUCACUCAGGAGAGUUCGCAAAGCAAACAGAGUGAGAGGGAUGAGGCAGACGUAGGGAGAGACCGAGAGGUAGAGGAGGAGUGGACAACAGCAGAGCAGAGCAGGACAGACACACAGUACUUUGCAUGGGUGCCGUCAGACAGACACACAGACAUGCAGACAGACGGACACAGCCUCCAGGAGUACCCCUCCUACAUCCCCCUCUCCCUUCCCCUGGCCUUCCCUCCCUUCGCCUUGCCCCUGUCGGUGCUCUCGCUGGGCUGGGAGGGGAUGGAGAUGGGAGGCUACCCCGCGGUCACCACAGCCCAAGGACAACCACUCCUGUUUGACGCAGCCUCUGCCCUCAGAGUGCAGCAGCAGCUCCAGCAGGUGCCAGUGCAGCAUGUGUACACCAACCAGGUGCAGUAUGUUGAAGGGGGAGACAACAACUACACCACCAGCACCAUUCGUUCAGGCAGCUUCACCUACACAGACACCCCUCUGUACACCCAGACCACCGCUGCCCCUUACUACGAAGCCCCUCCCACCUCUGGCUCACAGGUCACCACCACCGGCACACCCCUGACCGUCUCCGUGACAACGGGCUCUGCCGGUGGUGUGUCUAUGUACGUGGCUGGCACAGGCCAGAUCGUGGCCAAUCCGGCAGCUGCCGCUGGGGGCGGGGCGACAGUGGUGGCGACAGGGGGAACAGCCAAUGGGGCUGGGGAAGGGGCGGGGGCUAAUGGCAGCGGGGGCAGCUAUGUGAUCCAGGGGGGGUACAUGCUGGGCGGCAACAGUCAGGGGGGAUACUCCUCCCACAACGCCCGCUCCUCUCCUGCCACCGUUAGUAUAACAGAGGGCGAGGAGGGUAGCGGCGUACCGUCAGCAGACAAAAAGGUGCAGUGGCUGCUAGAUAACUAUGAGACAGCUGAAGGGGUCAGUCUGCCUCGCUCCACCCUCUACUGCCACUACCUGCUGCACUGCCAGGAGCAGAAGCUGGAGCCCGUCAACGCUGCCUCCUUUGGGAAGCUGAUCAGAUCUGUGUUCAUGGGGCUACGCACGCGCCGCCUGGGCACCCGGGGGAACUCCAAGUACCACUAUUACGGCCUGAGGAUCAAGGCCUGCUCCUCUCUGAUCAGACUGAUGGAGGACCAGCAGCAUCUGGCCAUGAGACAGCAGCCCUUCUCUCAGAAACAGAGGUUGAAGCCGGUGCAGAAGGUGGAGGGGAUGACCAAUGGCAUGGCAGCAGGCUCGGGCCAACAGCAGCAACAGCAGCAGGGGGCGGGGCUCUCUGACAUCAGCGCCCAAGUGCAGCAGUACCAGCAGUUCCUGGACGCGUCCCGGACCCUCCCAGAGUUCCCUGACCUUGACCUGCAGGGGAAGGCCCUACCGGAGGGCAUAGAACUGGAGCACAUCAAGAGCUUCCAGCUGCUGUAUCGGGAACACUGUGAGGCUAUUCUGGACGUGACGAUCAACCUGCAGUUCACCCUGGUGGAGACCCUGUGGAAGACCUUCUGGAGGUUCGAAGAGAGCCAGAGUGGAGACACUGGCACACUGGCUGUACAUGAUGAGUCUGAGAAGCGCCUGCCCAAGGAGUGUCUAGUGAUCCUGUGUAAGUACGACCCUGUGCUCCGCUGGAGCCGCGACUGUGACAACACCCUGUACCAGGGCCUGGUGGAGAUCCUCAUCCCCGAUGUGCUGCGGCCCAUCCCCAGUGCCUUAACUCAAGCCAUCCGCAACUUUGCCAAGAGUCUGGAGAGCUGGUUGACCAACGCUAUGAUGAACAUCCCAGAAGAGAUGGUCCGCAUCAAGGUGACGUCGGCCAGUUCGUUUGCCCAGACGCUGCGCAGGUACACCUCUCUGAACCACCUGGCCCAGGCAGCCAGGGCCGUGCUACAGAACACAGCUCAGAUAAACCAGAUGCUCAGCGACCUCAACCGUGUCGACUUCGCCAACGUUCAGGAGCAGGCGUCGUGGGUGUGUCGCUGUGAGGACCGUGUGGUGCAGCAGUUGGAGCAGGACUUCAAGCUGACCCUGCAGCAGCAGAACUCUCUGGAGCAGUGGGCUGCCUGGCUGGACGGGGUGGUCUCCCAGGUCCUAAAGCCCUACCAUGCCAGCGCCGCCUUCCCCAAGGCCGCCAAGCUCUUCUUGCUCAAGUGGUCCUUCUACAGUUCCAUGGUGAUUAGAGACUUGACUCUGCGUAGUGCUGCCAGCUUCGGAUCCUUCCACCUGAUCAGACUGCUAUAUGAUGAGUACAUGUACUACCUGAUAGAACACAGAGUGGCCCAGGCUAAAGGAGAGACACCCAUCGCUGUCAUGGGAGAGUUCGCCAGUCUUGGCAGGAGUUUGAACCCACUGGAUCCAGACAAAGAAGAGGAAGAGGAGGAGGAAGAGGAGAGCGAUGACGAGUGUCAGGAGCUGUCUCUGCCCUCUGACGGGGCGGGGCUGGGGGAGGAGUCUCUGGAGCCGCCUACCAAGCUGGCUAGAACCGACCAGAGAGUACUCUUCACCACGGGCCAGGACUGAUCACACACACACUGAUACACACAUGCACAAACACACAUCCAUUCACAGACGUACACACAUGAACACAUUGAUUGAUACACAUUUGUAUACACACAUACACCAAGAUACACUAAUAUGUACACUAGAGGUUGACACAGGAGUGAAAAUUCAUUCCUGUUCCUGUGGAUUGUCGAUCCUGUCCUGUCCCGAACAUGACUCUAGAACUUGACUCCCAUUCCUGACAGACCUGUUCCCGUGUCAACCUCUAAUGUACAGUUUCUACACACAUUUGAGUGUAGAUAAUGUACACACACACACACACAGUCCCAAUAAGGUCUGUAUGGCACAAAUCUGCUGUAAGCACAGAUACCACACAUGCAUGGAUGGGCACACAAUCAUCGGUCCAGCGUUGCUGGACAAAGGCCACAGGGUGAACUUACACACACACACACACACACACCGACCCAAGGACUGAAGAGAAAGUGUUUGUUGUCACUUGGAUGGAUCUGUGUAUUGAACAAGGACCUCCAUGUUUCUCUGUAUUGGUGUCACUGAAUGCCAAACAGGGCAGCGCAAUGUACAUGCCAACCUGGGCUACCCUUCCAACAACUGUCUGCUGUACCAAGGUGGUCCUGAAGAUAUGACUGUUAACAGUUCAUCCUCCCUUACCCAACCCUUCAGUAUAGGGAGGAACGGAGGGAGGAAUAGGAUGAAAGAGGAAAUGGCUGCUUACGAUUCUGCAGUUCUAGGUGGUCCAUUUAGCUGUCAAUCAAAGCCCAAGAGCCAAUCAGAAGGAGAUGGGGCCUGUGGGUGACAGCAGAUAGACUGUAAAGGGAGUUGUUGUGUGUGUGUGUGUUUUUGAUGCCGUGUGUGUGUGUGUGCACUGGGGUUCCUACUGCUGUGCUAUAUUUGUAGUGUGAGAAUGAACAUGCGUUGAUUUUUGUGAUCGUGUGUGUGUGUCUUGUAACGUGUGUCUGGUUGUACGAUAGUUGAGUCUGUGCUUCAGAAGAAGUGUUGACUGUAUAUUUGGUGGAUAUUUUCAAAGGCAUUCAAAAUCAUUUGGGGCGAAUUUUUUAUUUGCUGUUUUCCUGAAAAAGAGUGUCAGGGUUUUGGGGGUUCCUGUCACAACCACUCACACACAAAAGAUAAAACCCUGGUUUAAAGGCAUUUCCAUGUCAACCCCAUGGAUGUGGAAAAGUAGUCCCAUAAUUUCUCUCACCUGCAGUGUCCCUCUGCCUCUGCUGAAUGUGCAGUUCUGUAAAGGGCUCAGUUCAAUAUAUAUUCCUGUUUGUGUGUUCAAGUGCUUCAUUGCCAUCUGUUUUAUUGGUUUCUGUUGAGACCUUUGUGGCCUCUUGUUGUCCACACGUCAUUGCUCCAGCCUUAUUUUAUUUUUUAUGUUUGUUUGUCUUUUUCUUUUCUGUGCCAAACAUUGCUGAUUUCAAAUAAUUACUUUGUUUGUUUGUUUACAUGUUCCAAGAAGGACUGUGCUGGACUGAGUUAAGAUGUGAUAAUAUUGAUAAUAUAAUUAUAUAUAUGUGUGUCACUCUAUUUCCUUUUCAUUGUCACAAAGUGAACCUUCCUUUGUCUGGUGAUGUGGAGUCAGUCUGUCACACACUAGGUAUAUUUUGUGUGUAUGUGUAUUUACUGAGAUUCGUUAUUGAUUGUGUACGUUUGAUUUCAGUUCUCCUCAAGUGAGCUCUCCAUACAUACACAGGCCUAGGGUCCUGCUUCGUUUGCCCAGUCACCGUCAAUGACUGUCCUUUAGAUGGUCAGAUAUCAGUAGCCUGGUCCCAUAUCUGUUUGUACUAUCUUGCCAACUCCUGGUGUGACAAUGACCAUAGAAGUUGGUGAGACAGCACAAACCAAUCUGGGACCAGGCUAGAAUAUAACAGUUCUGCCUAUUUAUCACAGACCAUCUCCACUUCGAGAUCCCUAUAGAUCUCUUCCAUGUACAGUACUGUAUAUCUGUGUCUGAUGGAAUCGCAGGGAACAGGUGUAAGGUACUCUGAGAAAGACCUUACAGUCGGUGCCAUUGCUGUAUGGGUUUAGCCUGGUCCCAGCACAAACAGAUCUGGGAUCAGGUCUGAAUGUGAAACGAGACAGGAGAACCACAGUCACCUUAUCUUCCUCUACAUGUCUCACUCGUUUCCUUCCUUCCUGCCAAUGUUUUUCUGCUGUUUUUUGUUAAAGCCAUUUUCUUAGAACAUUGUCCACCACUAUCGGUUCAGUUGUUGAACAUGUAUUGUUUGAACAUUUCAUUACAUUUAAGUGUCACAAGAAAGUUUUCAAAGGCUGCAAUGCAUGUCUUGAGCACGCAGCGUGGACCUCUAAACCAGCAUGUUUUACCCUCUGGGGCGUCUGCUGCUACCACAGCUGUUGACAUAUCACUCCGAUGUCCUGCGGAUCUCCCUAUACACGAUGGCCAUUCUUUUCCAGACAAAAAUGUUUUGUCAAUUUUAUAGUGUUCAGUUUCUUAUUUCUAAAAACAAAAACGGUAUUGUGUGGCAGUGUUUUAUGAAUUUGGUCAACUACAAGUAUGACUGUGCCUUUGGGAGGUUGUAGAAUGCACUUCAAAUGUUUUUAAUUUUAAAGAUAUAAAAUAAAUUAAGAAUUUUUAAAAUUG
This is a messenger RNA of Coregonus clupeaformis (lake whitefish), 5923 nucleotides long. Its product is annotated as MHC class II regulatory factor RFX1. The record is from RefSeq and is a predicted model, not a curated record. The coding region runs from base 229 to 3321 and encodes 1030 amino acids. Gene Ontology annotation, cellular component: nucleus. Gene Ontology annotation, molecular function: RNA polymerase II cis-regulatory region sequence-specific DNA binding; DNA-binding transcription factor activity, RNA polymerase II-specific. NCBI's taxonomy places the organism in Eukaryota, Metazoa, Chordata, Actinopteri, Salmoniformes, Salmonidae. The transcript is spliced from 20 exons. Gene Ontology annotation, biological process: regulation of transcription by RNA polymerase II.